Oncorhynchus masou masou (cherry salmon) is the source of this 2274-nucleotide messenger RNA. Its product is annotated as cytosolic non-specific dipeptidase-like. Lineage: Eukaryota; Metazoa; Chordata; Actinopteri; Salmoniformes; Salmonidae. Gene Ontology annotation, biological process: proteolysis. The coding region runs from base 12 to 1697 and encodes 561 amino acids. The transcript has 13 exons. The record is from RefSeq and is a predicted model, not a curated record. Gene Ontology annotation, molecular function: dipeptidase activity. Gene Ontology annotation, cellular component: cytosol.
GGAUGUAACGGAUGUCGUCUGGAGAUAGAGAGGAGGACCAAGGUGUAGCGUGGAAAGGCUUGACCUCGCGACCCUUCCCAUCAGGAGGUGAGCCAGUUACCGGAGGUAUAAAAACCCGGUGUGUCCCCGGAGACUCCAGUCCAGUGGGUUCUGAAGACAAGGGCAACAUUAAAGAAGUACCAAACUUACAAGGCUACGAGAUGACGAUCUGGCAACUGCCUUCCAUGCUCCUUGUUGUUAUAUCAAGUGUCUCUCCUCAUCCUCAUCACUUAUUUGAGUAUGAUGAGCUGAGUCAGUAUGUUGACAGCCAUCAGGACGAAUAUGUACAGACUCUGAGGGACUGGGUUGCUGUAGAGAGCGACUCCAGUGAUGUCUUGAGGAGGCCAGACUGCCAUCGCAUGAUGGAUAUGACGGCUGAGAAACUACAAGCCAUGGGAGGGAAGGUGGAACUGGUGGACAUCGGCGUACAAGAGCUGCCUGAUGGCAAGACAGUGGCCUUACCCAAGGUGGUGACAGCCCAGUUUGGCAGUGACCCCAGUAAGCAGACAGUCUGUGUGUACGGACAUGUGGAUGUCCAGCCCGCUAAGCUAGAGGACGGCUGGGCCACUGAACCCUACAACCUGACAGACAUCAACGGAAACCUCUACGGCAGAGGGGCGUCUGACAACAAGGCCCCUGUCUUAGCCUGGAUCCAUACAGUGGAGGCCUAUCAGGCCCUCAGCAUUGACCUGCCAGUCAAUGUGAAGUUCAUCAUCGAGGGGAUGGAGGAGACCGGGUCCAAUGGCCUGGACGCCAUGAUCGUGGCGCAGAAAGACACGUUCUUCUCCGACGUUGAUUACAUCAUCAUCUCAGACUGUGGUUGGCUGAGCCGACGCCCCGCCCUCACCUACGGGACCAGGGGGAACUGCUACUUCUUUGCUGAGGUAGAGGGCCCAAAACAGGACCUACACUCAGGGGUGUAUGGAGGCACUGUUAUAGAGCCUAUGACAGAUCUGAUUGGCAUAUUGGACACACUGAUCAGCCCCAGUGGAAAGAUCCUCAUUCCAGGCAUCAGAGAGGCCGUCGCCCCACUCUCAGACGAAGAGUGGAAGAUGUACCAGGACAUUGAGUUUGACAUUGAGAGCUUUAAGUCCAAGAUUGGCGUCAGCCAACUCAUGUACAGCAACAAGGUAGAUCUGCUGGCCCAUCGUUGGCGUUACCCUACCGUUACCAUCCAUGGAAUCGAGGGAGCCUUCUCUGGCCCUGGCUCUAAGACGGUCAUCCCUGCUAAGGUCAUUGCCAAGUUCUCCAUCCGACAGGUCCCCAACAUGGACCCAGCAGUGGUCAAAAAACAGGUCACAGACUACCUGUACUCUGUGUUUGCCAAGAGAAAGAGCCCCAACAAGCUGAAGGUGACCAUGAUCAUCGGGGCUAAGCCCUGGUUAGCAGACACCAAGCACCCCCUGUACGAGGCAGGGAAAGCAGCCGUGAAGAGAGUGUUUGACGUGGAGCCAGACCUGAUCCGUGAAGGGGGAACCAUCCCCAUCGCCAAGACCUUUGAGGACGUGACCGGGAAGAGCAUCAUCAUGAUGCCUAUCGGAGGCUUUGACGACGGCCUCCACUCCCAGAACGAGAAGAUGAGCAGGUACAACUACAUAGAGGGGACCAAGUUGUUCAUCGCGUACCUCCAUGAAGUGGCCCAUCUCAAGAAGGACUGAGAGCACCUCUUUUCAUCACCACUGUUAAAAGACAGUUCUAUAAUGUUUUGUAUGAGAUCCCAUCAGUGGAGUCUGUCCUUGUUUAGCUUGUAUGAGAUUCCAUCAGUGGAGUUUGGCCUUGUUUAGCUUGUAUGAGAUCCCAUCAGUGGAGUUUGGCCUUGUUUAGCUUCUUUCCUGACGUUAACUUGUGACUGUUCUUGUUUCUUUCCCUCUAAUCAAAACAUUCCAGGAACCCUGUGAGUUCUUGGCAUCUGAUAUAGCCUCAACACUCUGCCUCUCUUCUUUCUCUCUCUCUCUCUCUCUCUCUCUCUCUCUCUCUCUCUCUCUCUCUCUUUCUCUCUCUCUCUCUCUCUCUUUCUAUAUCUUUCUUCCUCCCUCACUUUCCUCCAUUCUCUCUCAAUGUCUCUCUCUCUCUCUCACUCUCUUUCUCUCUCUCUCUCUCUCUCUCUCUCUUUCUAUAUCUUUCUUCCUCCCUCACUUUCCUCCAUUCUCUCUCAAUGUCUCUCUCUCUCUCAUUUUCUCUCUCGUUCACACACAAAUAUCUACUUGAGACAGCAAAUAAAACUGGUAUGACGCA